Molecule: messenger RNA, 1080 nt
Organism: Cyprinus carpio (common carp)
Lineage: Eukaryota; Metazoa; Chordata; Actinopteri; Cypriniformes; Cyprinidae
Source: RefSeq, a predicted model, not a curated record
ACUCGGAACUAUUAAACGUUUCAGGUUUGCAGUCGGACGUGCAUUCAGGCGGACGUUGUUGCCAUAGGCAGCCGCUGGCGUCGGAGUUUAACUAGCCGCUGUUUUUUGUCGAAUUACUACACGAAACCGUGAACUGUUGAUCAAAUGUGAAUACUACAGAAGAGCAGGUUCUCAUAACACUAUCUUGAUCAGAUAAUUCAACUUGUAUGAGCGGGUUGUUCAUUUUCAACUGCAUGGAACAUCGCCAGACAACAAAAUGCAGAGGACUAGCAUCAAAGCCUAGUUCUGAUUACGCGCAACUGAUUGAAGGGGCUGUUCUCACUUCAUCAAACCUGCUGCUCCGAGACAUCUUAUUGACGGCAUGAUCUAAGCCGAGACGACAUACGAGAUGUUCACCCUCCUGAGAGAUUUAACAAGGCGUCUGCCCGCACUUCAGCGUUACUCGCGAUGACGGAGCGCUGUGCUUUAGCCGAGAAGGCGAUGUCGGAGGGCUACGCGCGGCUCCGCUUCAAGGACACGUCGCUGCUGAUUUGGCAGCAGCAGCAGCUGGAGAAAGCGCCUCCGACCAGUUACCUGAGCCGCAGUCAGAGCUCGUGGUACAGCCAGUAUGGCAACCAGGCAGUUGUGGUACGGGACAAAACGAGACUGAAAGACUCCGAUAGCACUGGACGAUCCCGGAUUUGCGCUGUUAUGUGAUCGUGGUAUUCUUCUCGUGACUGAUAAUUCGCUUUACAAACAUUUGUCAAGUCAGCAGAACUGUGAUCUAUCCACUUGUCAUUAUUUAGAAAGUCGGGUGCUCAUGCUUACACUGAGAUUCAUGAACAAUGCAUCAAACAGUAUUUUGAACAUGCAUACAGUGCCACAGCAAUGUAGAUGGUGGAACAUUACCUGUUUAUUAUAGUCACUAACGAGUACCAAAGCUACCAAAACCAAAUUUUACUGGAUAUCCCAGUUGAACAAACUACUUUUUUUUUUUUUUUUUUUAAUUAGUGAAAACAUGUUUAUCACUGGUUGCAGUGUUUUUCCGUGGCAAAAGAUAAAGUAUCUAUCUGACACUGCAUUAUGUCCACGAGUGGCCCA